Molecule: messenger RNA, 532 nt
Organism: Hyaloscypha bicolor E
Lineage: Eukaryota; Fungi; Ascomycota; Leotiomycetes; Helotiales; Hyaloscyphaceae
Exons: 2
Coding region: 187-465 (92 amino acids)
Source: RefSeq, a predicted model, not a curated record
CUGGCGUUUCGACGUAUCUAUGCUGCCCGAGAGGGUUGGCGUGGAGUUAUGCAGUACACGUGCCGUAUCACCAAUGUGUUGUGACCUCCCCAUUUGAUACUCUCAACAACGUCACCAUCACGGACGCAAAGCUAUCUAGCGGUUCCUUAUCAGUCACCGUUAUUACGGGUGCUGUGGGAUCUUGUGAUGGCAUCCCAAUUCAAUACAGUCAAGCGAGUUCGCAAGUUUCCAGCGUGCUAUUCGACCACCACAUCCUCAUCCCAAUCCCAGACGUCAAGCACUUCGAAAGCAUCGUCAAGUAUUCACGGACAGACUGGAGUUUCUUCGGGAAAUUCGGAUUCAGCAGGUUCAGAACGCCUCUCUCCCGGAGCCAAAGUAGGUAUAACCAAUGCCGCAGUCCUCGCCGCCUUCGCCAUCUUCCUAUUCAUCCGACGACAUAGAAAGGAGCAAGCUACCCAACCCUAGCCCGGCUAGCACCAAGAGAUAGGUACAAUAGAAGUCGAUGGGAAAAGGAUUGUUAUAUUAGAAUUCU